AAAGACUUGCUGGACGGAGGCGGAAAGUAAAUAACAAAAUAUUGAAAUAUGUGAUCUGCUACAACAAAAUAUGGAAUGUUAUGACAACGAAAUUUAACACAUGUGUUACAACGAGGAUAGCACACGACGAAUUUAAUGAGUAUCAAGUUUUCUUCGCGGCCACUGUCGACUAAUCUCCCCAUAUGUCGCUGGCAGCUAUAUGAGGACCUAGUUUGUGAUGCCAAAUCGGGUCCUGUUGACAGAGUGUGGGUCUCUCCGGGGCAUGUGUAUAUAACCAUCAAUGGAGGCACACAUCUGUACACAUUUGAUACAAAGCCCACCAGUAAAACACAUGAGGAGAACAGAGGAUGUUUGGACUUAGCUGACCUUGACCAUCCCAUAUUAGAUAUUCUAGUGUCUUCAUCAAACUACAGUUUAGCCUAUGUUGUCCAGAGGAAUGGCCACGUCCAGUGUUGGAAAUUCCGCAGUGACUUGACAUGGAUGUUGGUUAAGAGAUUUGACCUUUGCAAUGUGAACAGGUCAGAGGUCACCAGCAUAUGUCUGCAUUCAGGACAAGCAACAUUAUAUUGGUGUGAGCGACGACCAACAAUAUCAGAUGUUGCUAAUUACUCUAUUUGUAAACGACAGAUAGAUGUAGAUGAAGACAAACGUUCUGCCAAGGAUUAUGGUUCUACUCAGGUGAUCCUACAGAACUGUCCCUCGGCAGCUGUUUAUCCUGUCUCAUUUGGCGUCGCCAUUGUUAUCAAAUUGAAACCUCCCUUGGUUUCUAUGGUGAUACUUUGGCUGCCAAUAGCAAGCAAAGUUGUGAUAAAUGUAGGUCCCCACCAGGUGGAGUUACCAGAGUUAGGAACACGACAGCUAAUAGAUUUCCGGAGCCUGGCAUUCAAGCUUAUUGGUUACACAGUACAAAUGAAACCGGAACACAAAAUGACAGGUGUGACUUAUGACCCCCAGACAAUGGAGAUCACUGUGAUAGAUGGUCAAACAAAUGUCAGAACUUUCUCAGACACAAAAUCAAGUCUGCAGAAAAGCUACCAAAAGCUUGAUGCCAAAGAUUUCCAAGAAACUGAACGAGUCAUCAACUGGAUUAAGUUCCAAGGUUUUCUGGCUGCAGUAUUUAAAUCACAUAUAAUGUUGUUUGACCAAGACACUGGCCAGUUGGUGGACACCCUGGCUAGUCCAGACAACUCAGAGAUUGUUGAUGUCUGUCACCUUUGUCCAGGAACAAUGUGGAUGUCAUUUUUCACAACAAAUAACAUAUAUGUAAUCCAGAGAAAUAAGGAAAAUACUGAAGAGAAAAUAAAAGACAUGUUGGCAGUCAAUAACUUCCAGACAAAGGCAGUCGAACUGGGUUACCUUGAGCAGCUGAAGACACAGAACUGCGGUAUUCCUGUUUAUGACAGGAUCACUAAGCUUGGCAAGGCUUGGGAAACUGAGAGCAGCCGACCUCCAAGUACUAAACUGGCAGAGACACUAAAUCCUUAUUUGAGGGAGUAUUGGAGUCUAGAGAAAUUCCAACAGGAAAUCCUAAAUGGAACAUUGGUGUUGCCGAGUGUGUGUCCGGGAGAUAUUGAGGAGGAGGUCCUACGAGUCCUAAGUCCUGAAACGAGUAUGUCUAUGUCUGGGAGACAGGCGUGGCUCCUCCUCCUGGCCGACAAGUAUCCGCAAGAAGUGCUGGCCAUCCUUAUGAAGCAGCUUGACUUUGAUACAGAGGACAUCAGCCCAUCCCAGUUACAGCGCUGGCAGUGUAUCCUAGCCAAGGACAGUGUUGUGAGCCCUGUUAGUACAAAGGUUGCCGUACCCAUGUUUGAACACACCUGUCGUCUGCUGUUCAUCGUCCAACCUUCAAAAUUGGUAAACUUUGUAAAGAUUGCCCAGCUGAUCAAUGACCAGCGAGUGGGUGUGUCGGCCUUCAUCAGGAGAAGGCAAGCACUUCAGUACUAUGACCGUGCCAUCAUGUGUCUACCUGACCUGUCCACAUCUCAGUGUAUCAAGGAAGCAACACCUGCCUAUGUUCAACUUCUACUGGCCAGUGAACAAGAUGGGUGUGAAAUAAAGGCAGUGCAGACAUGUAUGGACCAGGAAUGCUGGAAGGAUGCUAUUGAACUCAUGUCCAUGUAUACAGACAGCCCUGCUCUUCACAUCAAGUUAUUCCACACCAUUCUCCUGUGUAUGACGCAGAAGGAAGUGUUGGCACAACAUGCUGAAGCCCUCUUCACCAACAUGCCAGUGUGUAAAAGCUUUGACUCGGUGACGUCAGCAUUCCCACUACAGAACAAAGAUGGCUCAGGCACCAGUAGUGUGAAGCAGGUAUUUGCAUCAGAACUGGAUCAGGUACAUAUUGCUCAAAUACGACCCUAUCUGCUGGACAAGGUCAAGGAAACUGAAGCAGCCAAUGAGUGAACAAAUACGGCCCUAUCUGCUGGACAAGGUCAAGGAAACUGAAGCAGCCAAUGAGUGAACAAAUACAACCCUAUCUGCUGGACAAGGUCAAAGACACUGACGCAGCCAAUGAGUGAACAAAUAUGGAUUAAAUGUUUGACAAACUUCAGUACAUAGUAGAUCUAUGUACUUGCUAUACUGUAAAUUUCAAAUUUUUUUGCAAGUGCGCUACAACUGACUAUUAUUAAAGAUUCUAUUUUGUGGGACCCCCCCCCCCCCUCCCCCCAUAUCAACAUUCUGUUUGCAUAUUAACCAACAUUUACAAAAUUUAAUUUUUUGAUGGAAUCAUCUAGGAUCGUCGAGAUAAUAUUUAUAGCUACUUGAAACAAUUACAGAAUGAACAAUAAGAACAAACAAUGCAAAUAUUCUUCUUUCAAUCAUUAUAUUAUUCCUUCUUUGCGUAUUGCAGAGUUAUCUUCUCUUGUGAGCAGGUAUUGAUUGUUACGUCAUUGGUUUGUGUGAGAAAAUUACGUCGUUUU
Molecule: messenger RNA, 2921 nt
Organism: Mizuhopecten yessoensis (Yesso scallop)
Lineage: Eukaryota; Metazoa; Mollusca; Bivalvia; Pectinida; Pectinidae
Exons: 19
Coding region: 136-2403 (755 amino acids)
Biological process (GO): melanocyte differentiation; protein localization to membrane; organelle organization
Cellular component (GO): lysosomal membrane; BLOC-2 complex
Source: RefSeq, a predicted model, not a curated record